AUGGCUAUAGCGACUGCCACCACCAGUGGACACUGUCAACUCAAGAGACAAAUGCGUUACCAUCCUUUGAGUGCUUGCCUGAUCCUAAUUAGGGCUUGGAUCGAGAGUUGGGACGCCAGUAAUCUCAAUCAGCGUAAGAAAAUUGAAUUAUGCGAGCUUACUAUGCAAACCCAGAUCAGUCCCACUGAUAGCAGCACGAGAAUAUAUUAUUCAUCGUUCUGCAACCAUUUAGUAGGAGCACGAAAAAUAUUUAUUCUAUAUCCUGAUGCUCACACUCUGUAA
This is a messenger RNA of Arctia plantaginis, 282 nucleotides long. The record is from the annotation of a GenBank genome assembly. NCBI's taxonomy places the organism in Eukaryota, Metazoa, Arthropoda, Insecta, Lepidoptera, Erebidae.